CACAUGUGAGGUUAUAACGAACUGAAGGAAAGCUAGGAGUCAUCUUGACAGAAAAUAGAGAGGACAAUGUCUGCACAAAAAGGCCGAAGUGGAGACAGGAGCUACACUGACUGGAUGUCACAACUUCCUCCAGAGCUCCACGACAAUCCUCUCCAUAAUCUGACCAUACCAGGAAGCCACGACUCGAUGAGUUAUGACUUGGACCUCAGCUCUGCUAUAAUAGAACCGGAUGGCCUGAAAAAACUGAGCAAAAUGUACUGCGCGCGGAAAAUACUGUACAAAUGGGCGAGGACUCAGGAGGAGAGCAUCUUGAAGCAGCUGGAUGCAGGAGUUCGGUACUUUGACCUGAGGAUCGCUCGAAAGGACAACGACCCCGACCCCAACCGACUUUACUUUUAUCACGGACUGUUAACACAAACUGAUGUGGAGACUAUCCUCAGGGUGAUGAACGACUGGGCAGAGAGGCACCCCAAAGAGAUCCUCAUCCUCAGUUUCUCCCACUUUAAAGGCUUCGUCAAACGGUACGAAGAUCAGCUGCACUGCCAUCUCAUCAACUUCAUCAAGACGCUGUUUGGAGCCAAACUCUGCAAAAGGGUAAA
Molecule: messenger RNA, 599 nt
Organism: Notothenia coriiceps (black rockcod)
Lineage: Eukaryota; Metazoa; Chordata; Actinopteri; Perciformes; Nototheniidae
Product: PI-PLC X domain-containing protein 3-like
Exons: 5
Biological process (GO): lipid metabolic process
Molecular function (GO): phosphoric diester hydrolase activity
Source: RefSeq, a predicted model, not a curated record